AUCGCACGGCUCCUAGAGCUAGAAUCUAUGUCACACUCGAGGCUCCGGAUUCGAAUGCUGGCCAGGGGAAGCGGUGAAAUCCACGCCUGAUCCAAUCCAGCCGCUAGGUAUGAGCAUUCCAUCCCCUCCAAAGCAGCGCAGCGCCGGUGGACGGCAAUGGAAGCUCCUGGAUAUGGUGAUGGUGUUCUUGUUCGCUGGGGUUUUCAUCUUCUUCCUCCUCCUCUUCACUCCCCUGGGGGAUUCCAUGGCGGCAUCAGGUCUAAAGUCUCUCGAUUCGCCUCUGGCGAUGGAGAUUCGUCCCAGCGGCAGGCAGAGGCUCGUCAAGCUGAUUGAGAAGGGCCAGCGAGUGGAAUUGUGCGCUCCUGGCCUGGCGGAUUACAUGCCUUGCCAGGAUCCAAAGAGGUCCUCGCAGAUCAGCCGGGAGAGAAAUCGCUACAGGGAGAGGCAUUGUCCGCCAGAGAAUGAGAGGCUUCUUUGUCGCAUUCCAUCGCCUCGGGGUUAUAAGGUACCAGUUCCAUGGCCAGAUAGCUUAAAUAAGGUGUGGUACAGCAACAUGCCUUACGGGAAAAUCGCAGAAAGAAAAGGCCAUCAAGGCUGGAUGAAGAAGGAGGGCGAGUAUUUUAUCUUCCCAGGUGGCGGCACAAUGUUUCCAGAGGGUGCCUGGCAGUACAUUGAGAAGCUGGAGCAGUACAUCCCUCUGAGUGACGGACAGAUUCGAACAGCACUGGACGCCGGCUGUGGAGUUGCGAGCUUUGGUGCUUACAUGCUUCGCAAGGAUGUGCUUACGAUGUCUUUUGCUCCGAGAGACUCACACAAAGCACAGAUCCAGUUUGCUUUAGAACGAGGAAUUCCUGCCUUCGUUGCAAUGCUGGGAACUCAAAAGUUACCUUUUCCUGCGUUCUCCUACGAUUUGGUGCAUUGCUCUCGCUGCUUGAUCCACUUCAGCGCCUACAAUGGAUCUUACAUGAUCGAGAUGGAUCGCCUCUUGCGACCUGGUGGUUUUUUCGUGCUAUCUGGACCUCCAGUCGGCUGGAAGAAGCAAGAGGCAGAAUGGCAGGAGCUUCAAGAGCUGAUCGAGAGGAUGUGUUACACGCAGGUGGCUGUAGAAAACAACAUAGCAAUCUGGCAAAAAGCACUCAACCAUACGUGUUACGUGGACCGAGAAGACGAAGAACCGGCACUCUGUGACACAGACCACGAUCCAAAUGCCGCAUGGUAUUCUCCUUUAGACAAGUGUUUGUCGAGACUUCCCGACUCGAGACCAAGCGAUUCGCGAGCCGGCGGAAAGCUUCCGGAGUGGCCGAAGCGAUUGCAGGAGACGCCAAGAAGGUUUCACAAGUUUGGAGAGGCCAGCGUCUUCGAGAGAGACUCGCGAAGGUGGAGCCAGAGAGUUAGACACUACAAGGAAGUGGUGCUGCUCAAGCUUGGCUCUCCUCGCUACAGGAACAUCUUAGACAUGAAUGCGGGCUAUGGAGGCUUUGCUGCUGCUCUUUACCACGAUCCGGUGUGGGUCAUGAACGUCGUUCCAGUCACUGCUCCGAACACUCUACCCGUGAUCUUCGACAGAGGUCUCAUUGGAGUUCUACACGACUGGUGUGAAGCAUUCUCGACGUAUCCACGAACUUACGACUUCAUUCACGUCUCAAACAUGCAAUCUUUCACAACACAAGCGUCUACGAGCUGUAGCUUGGUGGACGUGAUGCUGGAGAUGGAUCGAAUUCUCCGGCCACAAGGCACAAUUCUCGUCCGCGACACGACCAAGAUGGUGGAAAAGAUUUCCAAGAUCGCAUACGCAUUGCAGUGGACGACCGAGGUUUUAACCACGGAAGGAGGAGUUCUCGGCAAAGAGAGGCUCUUCGUCGCCACAAAGCCAUUUCACACAUAGCCAAUGUACCAUAGGCCAAUUUUGUAUUUAAUGGGAGAAUAUUACACAGCA
Messenger RNA from Selaginella moellendorffii, 1936 nucleotides. RefSeq names its product probable methyltransferase PMT13. The record is from RefSeq and is a predicted model, not a curated record. Gene Ontology annotation, cellular component: endosome; cytoplasm; trans-Golgi network. NCBI's taxonomy places the organism in Eukaryota, Viridiplantae, Streptophyta, Lycopodiopsida, Selaginellales, Selaginellaceae. The coding region runs from base 110 to 1885 and encodes 591 amino acids. Gene Ontology annotation, molecular function: methyltransferase activity. The transcript is spliced from 7 exons.